Molecule: messenger RNA, 1605 nt
Organism: Penicillium griseofulvum
Lineage: Eukaryota; Fungi; Ascomycota; Eurotiomycetes; Eurotiales; Aspergillaceae
Exons: 1
Coding region: 1-1605 (534 amino acids)
Source: RefSeq, a predicted model, not a curated record
AUGGACCUUCCUUAUCUUCCUCCUCAAUCACCUUAUUCUCCUCGAGAACCACCGGAUACUACCGUUCUGGAUGUCGACAAAAUUAGAGUUGAAGCCCAGCUCGAGAUUAUGAAGGCUAUCGAACAUAAGACUAAACUGGCAGAUGAGCAGAAGGAUUUUGAGGCGCGAAUUCGGAAGCAGACCGAAGAGGAUGUCCUGAAGCGGCUCGAGGCCAUAGACCGUGAACAGGAAGAGGCUAAAAUAAAGGCCGAAUUGAUCAAAGUCGAGGCCGAAAAGAAAGCGAGGGAAGAGCUACAUGCCAAGCAACGUGCGGAAAUUGACCGAGAGCGACUUGCUGCGGUGCAGGCCAAACGCCUCGAGGACGAGCUACGGACUAAGAUAAAAAGGGAGAGGGAGAUCGAAGAGAAUAUGAGAGAGACAAGGGCUAGACAGAGUGAGGAGUUCGAGAGUCGGGUAAUGGAGAAAAUGCUACAAAGGAUGGAAGCGGUUACGGAUUUAGCUAAGCGGAAGAUGUUGCGAGACCUGGGGCUGGAAAAUGAAGCCGUUGACAAAUUGGUUGAGAAGAGCAUCAGCCACGGCAUGGAGAGGCAUAGGAGGCAGAUGAGUGACACAUCAGUCGAGAGAACGCAGAAGACCGGAGAAGAACCAGCAGGCCAAAAACAGUCGGCGGGGGCACAUACUACAACAAGACCACGAUCACGGCGUCAGUUUACCCGCCAUGCUUUGAGGCAUCAGACGGUAACAAGAGAACAAUUUACAGAGGAACAACACGAACAAUUGCCUGGAAGCCCACGGGUAUCCCAGCACUCUAGACGCGACUCUCCAUUUGGGUCUCGUAUGACUGAUGACUCCACCACCACUGAGUCAGAAAGUGAAUUCCUGCGGCCGAAGAUCCCUCCACAUGUGCCAUCUCCACCCGGGAAUCUUUCAUAUACCAGCUUGGAGACUGAAAGCAGUGGCCGCACCGACAGCAGACAUACCUCGAGUGGUUCAACAAUGAGCCGAGACUCUUACAGAACAUACGAUAGCUAUAGUGAAAUUGAUGAAAGAGACUCCACAUCAGAUUUCUAUCCUCCGCCUUUGCGGGAACUGGCCGAUGAAAUCGUCCAGGUUUUGAUGCAGAGGCUUGCAGAAUGGCCAGGUCCCGGUAUUCCGACGCCCCAGCCCUCGAGCCAUUUUGGUCGACCAAGGCGGGAAAGAUCGUACUCUGUCUAUUCUGAGUCUGAUAGUGGUGGAAUACCCAUGGCGCAAAGCUACUCAUCUGAGUCUACUCGCUCCGUCCAGACAGACAGUAGUGACAAACGGAUUUUACCUCCACAGCCAGCAAUAGAAGAGAAACCAUCUCAGUUGUGUAGCAGCGUGCAAGAUGGGUCUGGUGUUUCGGAAGCUCAAACGCGCAUGGAUUCUAUGACAGUGGUAACCUUGCCCGACUCAGAGACGUCUCAUGCAGCAGGAACUAGUGACGACUCGGUGGCAGGCGUCAAAUCUUUAACGGAGGAUGCUAUCAAGAGAAACGAUGCUCACGUUUCUACAAAUGCGGAAGUCGACGCUUCAUUGCUCGAGAAGUCAUCACCUGCUGGUCGUCAGAUGUGCACUCUCAUGUAG